AUGACAGUAUCCUGUGGGAAGAGAGUGCGAAGUCGACGAAGCGUCUUCGGUCUUUGGGUUCCCAACAAAACGAACAAGGCCGCAGGCAAAAUCGAUCCUUCUCCUGCGGAGUCUACAAUAUCCGAUAGUCUUGCAUCUGACCACAACGCCAGCUCUGCAGCCAGUAGAGAUCGCCUGAAGAUCCGUUUGACGCGGAGUGGAUCCAAGAUUCUAUUGUUGUUUGGGCUGGGUGGCUCCUCGAACAGUAAGUUUGGGUCUUCCAAAACGAGCGUCGAAUCUGUAUCAUGCGAAGACAGUCAUAGCAUCAAAAGCCGUCACCUUACAUCGCUUCCGGUAACAGAACAUGGAAAUACCCUUUUCCUGGAGGGUUGCUUGCCAGGGAAUGCAUCGCCCGGGACCACAACCCCAGUCACCGCACAACCAAAGGUCCAGAAGCCCACCGAAGAAAACCCUGGUCCUAAAACAGGAGUUGAAGUUGUCGCACCGUGCGCUUCUGAAGAUGUGGAAUGUCAACGCAGCAAUUCGAGCGAGCCACAGAGUCCAUUGAACACGAAGCUGGUCGAUCGACUAUCCCAAAGGCUUUCUUCCACAUUUGGCCAGCCGACGGUUAUUCGUCGUACGCACUUACACUCGAGACCCAGUAUGCCUUUUAUUGGAUCCCUUAUAUUGAACACACUCAACAAGCAGCACGGCGAUGGUGCUGAUGACAGCUCGGAUCCCUCGACAUCCCCGAGCAGCAACGGCUCGCCAUUGGGAUGUUCGACUCCUCCUACCCCAGUGACAUCAGCAGAGCCUUCUGCCUCGUCCUGUAAGUUUGAGGGCUCGCCCGAUUUUUCCGCUCUCUCGAAUCGUGCCGCUGCCGUGACUUCCACUCUGGACAACAAAUCUCCGACUAUCACACCCUCGAUCAUAAGCGUAGAGGCCGCCUCCGUGGCCAAGAUAUAUUUAGAGCUCUAUUACAACUCCAUUUUCCAAAACCAGGACUCACGCUUGCAGCGCCAGCAUGAACUUGAUCAGCAUAUCUUCGCGUUUCAGCUUGCACCCGAUGAGCAAGCUCAGGCCAGACGCAACUGGGCACUCCAAGAGAAUGAAUAUUUGCGACAGUGCCGAGCUUUGAGAACCAGUAAGAGGUGUUCUCAUGAUGAAGGGGCCGUGUCGAUUGCUGGUUACGAGGUCAUCAAAGUCCUUGGUAAAGGCAGCUUUGGCGUGGUUCGCUUGGUUCGCGAGAGAAAGAGAGACAGGGAAUUAGUCGCAGAAGAGGUCUUCUCACUAGAAAGGAGCCUAUCCGUCUCAAAAGCUAGGUCUCACAGAAUGCUCAGGUCUGCGGUGGAAGGAGCCAAACACAGUAAACGACGAUUCAUGACCGGAGAAAAAAAAGAAGUGUACGCGAUGAAGGUGAUUAGAAAGUCCGACAUGAUUCGCAAUUGUCAGGAAGGUCAUAUUCGAGCGGAGAGAGACUUCCUCGUUGCAGCCGGAAUGUCACGCUGGGUUGUUCCCUUGAUCGCAAGUUUUCAGGAUGGCACUAAUUUAUACCUUGUUAUGGACUAUAUGCUUGGUGGAGACUUCCUCGGGUUACUCCUUCGCAAGGAUAUACUUCGGGAAGAUUGGACCAAGUUUUACAUUGCCGAGAUGAUUCUGUGCAUCGAAGAAGCCCAUCGACUUCGGUGGAUUCAUCGUGAUAUCAAGCCCGACAACUUCCUCAUCUCUGCUUCUGGUCACUUGAAAAUCUCCGACUUUGGUCUGGCCUUCAACGGCCAUUGGGCUCAUGACCAAACUUACUACCACAACCAACGAUACUAUUUGGUCGAGAAACUCGGCAUCAAUGUCACCGGCGAUACCGAAGACCAAGCACAUGCCGCAGAGAUGAGAGAGUUUUCCGACAUAGGCUCUCACGGGAUAAACGAGCAGUCUAGCUUUCAAGUCCCCUCAACGAAUCUUCUGGACUGGCGCAACAGCAAAUGGAGACGCAGAUUUGCAAAGAGUGUGGUUGGAAGUAGCCAGUACAUGGCGCCCGAGGUCAUUCGAGGCGAGAUGUACGAUGGGCGAUGUGACUGGUGGAGUUUGGGCAUCAUUAUAUUCGAGUGCUUGUACGGCUUUACGCCGUUCGCUUGCGAGAAUCGCCAUGACACCAAGAUGAAGAUUCUGCAACACAACAGAACCCUGCAGUUCCCAAGAGAGAAGCCAACGGACAAAGUGGUGUCUCAAGACGCCAUCGAUCUCAUGGCACGAAUUCUACAGGAGCGCGAGUUCCGACUCUGCUCUCAGAGAUACCAUGCCAAUAAUGUUUUGACUGGCCGGUCUGUCUCCGCUCAAUUUCUCUACUCGAUGGAUUCCCGGCACAUGAACAUUCCCAGUUACUAUGUCUAUCCCAAUGAUGCCGCCGACAUCAAAGCCCAUCCUUUCUUUAGAGGCACGCGGUGGAACGAACUUCAUCUGACCCAGCCACCGUUGGUUCCCCGUGUCAAAGACUGGGAGGAUAGCCGGUAUUUCGAUGAUUGGAAUGGCUCUGGCAACAUCGAUGAAGCAUCCGAUGACAGUGACGCACCAGAAGCUGAUGAGGGCCUCAAAGCAAAUUCCGAUGGUACAACUGCAAUGUCUCAGGGUCGCCAAUCUCAACAUCUGCCAGACCCUCUGGCUUCUGAGGAGCGCCCAGUCCCGGAUGGAGGUCCUGUGGAAGUAGAACAGCCCGACCAACGACAUCCAGAGAUUGCAUCGAGGAAGGAGAAAAAACGACCUCGUGACAAAAUCCUUCGGGAUAAAAGAGUUGGCCGAGCUGCACUUGAGAUCCGCAAGCGAGGUGCAUUCCUCGGAUAUACCUACCGACGACCGAAAGGUCCGGCCAUGGCCCUCAGCACUGACCGUGGACGACAGCUAUUUGCGAGAGGUCAAUUGGGAGACAUAUAUUUUCCGUGA
This is a messenger RNA of Penicillium atrosanguineum, 2913 nucleotides long. RefSeq names its product serine/threonine-protein kinase. Gene Ontology annotation, biological process: peptidyl-serine phosphorylation; intracellular signal transduction. The transcript is spliced from 4 exons. The coding region runs from base 1 to 2913 and encodes 970 amino acids. The record is from RefSeq and is a predicted model, not a curated record. Gene Ontology annotation, molecular function: protein serine/threonine kinase activity; ATP binding. Lineage: Eukaryota; Fungi; Ascomycota; Eurotiomycetes; Eurotiales; Aspergillaceae.